UGCUCUUUCUGGUUUUCAGGAAAUCGCCGCCAUCCUUAUCAGCUUUGAUCGGCACGCGGAGUGGCAGAGCAAAGAGGUCAAGAUCAGGCCGAAAAGUGGUUCCAUGUUGUUGUACAGCAGGAAAAAGGUGCGCUACCGUCGAGACGGAUACUGCUGGAAAAAGCGCAAAGAUGGAAAAACGACCAGAGAAGACCACAUGAAACUCAAAGUGCAGGGAACAGAGUGCAUCUAUGGUUGUUACGUGCACUCGGCAAUUCUGCCAACGUUUCACCGCAGAUGUUACUGGCUUCUUCAGAAUCCGGACAUUGUCCUUGUCCACUACCUGAACGUCCCGUAUCCGGACGACAACAAACUGGCUGUGAUAACACCGAACUUGGCUCUAUGGGCGGAUAAGAAAGAGUGGACUAAGGACGAGUUGGUGUCGCAAUUGAAACCGAUGUUUUUUAGUGAAGAUGAACCCGACCUGAACAACGAACUGGAAAUAUCGAAUUUUAAAUUGCAGACCGCCGAGACGGUGGAAGCGAUCGUAAGCCAGCUAAUGGAAAAACAACGAGUGGCUAGACAAGCAGCUUUAGUGAAACAGUUGGAAUGCGGCUGUCCAGACUCCACUUGUGCCGAUGGAAAAAGCUGUUCGCAUCCAAUGCGCAGGAUAACAUCGGCCAAGUCCGGCUCUCCUCUCCCCAGCUCCAGUACAAAUUCCAGAAAUUCCAGUUCAGAAAGCAACAAUCAGGUGUCUUCUACGACCGGCUCUGGAUCGCUUCACGUCAACAACCACCACAGCACCCCAAGAGUGUAUUCCAGAGACCGAAGCUCCCAGUUAUCCGCGCAAAAUGCCAGUAAUUGCUCAUCCAGUUCCAGCAAUACUCCUCCUCUGGUUUUGAGUUUGUCGCAAAUUCAAGGUAGUGGAGGCCUCCUGAUCCUCAACAGCAAUACCAAUAGUACAAAUCAUCAAAACCUGGUCAAUCCGGUGUCGGUGGCCAACUUCAUGACAUGCAACACCAACCGAGGGAUAAUCAAAGAACAGCGAACAAGCCAUCUAGUGCUCAAGCAGGAAGUAAUGGAUACGACCAGCACGUCUUCGUGUCUGCACGCGGGCAACAGCAAGCAAGAGGCGAAAAACAAACCGCCAACGGAGAGCAAAAUGGAGAUAAGCGAAAACGUCCGACAAUCAUUUUUCGAUGGCAAUAUUUACGGGAACGCCACUGUUCAGCAACAUCCGCAAUCCAGGAACAACAUACGGUCCAUUUUCAGAUCUCAGUCCCAAAGUGAAGUGGUGAUGUCCAGUGCGCCUUCCACUCCUUCCAAAAUGAUGGACACUGGCCCGGACGAUUCCAACAAUACAGACUUCAAGCAACAUCAGAAUUAUUGCGAAAACACCGUGGUUUUGCUUGGUACUGACUCCAACGGAACGCUGGUAAGCAAGAGCGACGGUUCCUCAAUAAUAAACCGGGGAUUUUUCAACGAAACUCUGGAUCUGUCGCAAGAGGACAUUCAGAGAACGCUUUCAGCCAACAUGCCCAUGUGUUCCAACGAGCUGGAGAACCACCACCCCACUCAUCCCUCGGAACCGAACACUGCCACCCAGCAGAUCAAGAAGCAAACUGAACCUGCUAAUCUACCAGCAGACAUAAAUCCAAUGGACUUUAUCAACAACUGUGACGUGGUGGUGUCGCCUACUCAUGUGGUGGACGACGAUGUUUUCGUCAAUCUGGACGCAUUUGAUAUGCUGGGCGAAUUUCCGGACCUGGAAGGCUUAGAAACCAGCCACGCUUCCCUUUUAGAUGUGAAUCCGUCCGAAGCGCACAGAACCGGAGCCGGAAAGGGCCCAGCCAAUCAGAGCGCCCACCAACAAAGCCACCACCAAUCCCAGCCCAAUGUCGUACACCAUCCGGAUGGAGCAGCGAACGCUAUCACGGACUAUUCGCCAGAGUGGGCGUAUCCAGAAGGAGGAGUUAAGGUGCUGGUGACCGGACCUUGGCACUCCUCCGGCCCCUACACGGUCCUUUUUGAUACAUUCCCAGUGCCCACCACGUUAGUACAAAGCGGAGUCUUAAGGUGCUACUGUCCAGCUCAUGAGGCUGGCCUGGCCACGCUCCAAGUUGCCUGCGACGGCUACGUGAUCUCCAACUCUGUGAUGUUUGAGUACAAGCUUCCGCCGAAAGAUGGGCAGAUGAUCGCCCCCGAACCGAAAGUGGAGCGAUCCAACGAUAAUUUGCUGAAAUUCACUUUGCUCCAAAGGCUGGAGGCGAUGGACGAUCGGCUUCAAAUCAAACAAGAACCGUCCGACAACGACGUGGUUGAAGACACCGCACUGUUCACACAACCGAACUUCGAGGACCGCCUGGUCAAUUUCUGCCAGAAUAUGACGUCGCGCAUAUGGAAAUUUGGCGAAGAACUAAGCGUGGCCUGGUUUGCCAGUCACAGAGGAAUGACUUUGCUGCAUCUGGCAGCCUCUUUGGGCUAUUCCCGGCUGGUGUGCGCGAUGCUGCACUGGAGGGCGGAAAAUUCCUCGCUGCUUCUGGAAACCGAAGUGGAUGCUCUCAGUCAGGACGAGUUCGGAUACACGCCAUUGAUGUGGGCCUGCGAGCGAGGCCACACCGAAACAGCCGUGAUGCUCUACAAGUGGAACCACACCGCUUUGAACGUGAAGAACAAGCAGAACCAAACCGCGCUGGAAUGCGCCCGCAACAACAACCAAACGGAGCUGGUGGAUGAACUGGAAAAGCUGGAACUGCGAAGGGAUAAGGCGAACAUGAUGCUGCAUUCGGGCCAGUCUUCCGUUGACAACGUUUCGCCUACAGUGAUGAGCCCAGCUAGUAGUGUGGGGUCUUUGGCUUCAAUUUCGUCAAACGGCAAAAGCCACGAUGGAGUUUUCUUGCGACCCGGCGCCAUCAUUAGAAAUGACUACAGCAAAAAAUUCCUGAGCAUCGAUUUGGACCAAGAGAACAACAACAAGUAUCUAACGUCUUCGCACAGUCCGUUGCUCUCGGACCUUUCGUCCAGCACAAGAGGAAGCAGCGGCCAGAAACUGAUCAAGAGACCUUCCAUCGAUAGUGGCAUUCACAUGAACUGCGGCUCCAAUCUGGAAAGUUCCUCUAGGCCCAAAAGCUCCAAAGUGGGUUCCAGGGAUUGCAUCCGACUGUCCAAAAUCGAUAGGAGUAUGUCUCUGCCACUUCAGUCUUCCCUCUCCACAAGAGACAAUUCCUUUGAGUCGGAUAUUUUGGAGGCUGUGGGCCGAAGAACGGACUUUGCGCUGUGCGAAAUAGGAACAGGAGCAGGCAGCAAUAGUCCUUUAAUUGAUGUGGAAGCUGUUAGCGAUGAAGACGACCAUGAUAUCUGCUCAGGCAAUGCAGUAGGGGAACAAGACGCCAGAGUGCUCACAUUAGCUGAGCAAAUUAUUGCCGCCAUUCCGGAUCGGAUCAAGAACGAAUCUGAGGACAUGCUGAUGGAAAAUAGUCCGGGGCCGCCCGAUACUCAGCAACCAUCCGAAUCCCUCUACGACGUCUACAUGGAACCACUGUUGGAACCUUCUUCGUCCAGCUUCGAGUCUUCGGAGUUUAACUUUGAAUUUUCCGAUCACAACUACAGAUACUAUGAUGUGGCCACGCCUCAAUCCAGCUUAAGUCCAGCGUCAUCAAGUUGUCUUCAGUCGCCCUGUUCCUUCACUCUGGAUUCGCCGUCGCCGCCACCGACUACUGCAGAUUUUUGCGAAUUCUUCCAAGCUUCCGGCACCGUUUUCGAAAAGGACUUUUCCAACUUAACGCUAUCAGACCGAGAGCAGCGCGAACUCUACGAAGCAGCGAAGAUUAUCCAGAAAGCGUAUCGUUCCUACAAAGGACGACAACAGCAGGAACAGGACAAGGAACGGCAGGCUGCGAUCAUAAUCCAGAACUACUAUCGAAGAUACAAACAGUACGCGUAUUACAAGCAAAUGACGCACGCUGCCACCGUGAUCCAGAACGGAUUCAGGUCAUAUUGUGAACAUAAACGUUUCAAGAAGAGCCAGGAGGCCGCAGUUUGUAUCCAAAACUAUUACAGAAACUACAAGGAAGCAGGGGGUAGAGGGAGUCGAGAAGGAACCCCGGCCAGUUCAGGGCUCAAACGGACCUACUCGCAGCGGCGGCAACAUCAAGCGGCCAGAAAAAUCCAGCAAUUUAUGCGACAAUCAAAAAAUAAUAUCUGGGAUGAACCGGUGGAAUCGACUACUGUGAUUGCAGAAAGAACGAGCCGAAAAAGAGAAGCAGGGGGGCCAGUGAGCGGAUGUCCCCCCAAGGUUACAGUCUCAAGGGGGCUCUUCCAGAUGCACCGUCACAAAUAACAACAGGUUAAAUAGUACAGCGCAUCAAAACGAGGCAAAACCGUUCGGAAAUGAACAGUGCAAAUGCUGUGGCAACCCCCCAUUUCAUUGAAGAACCCUCUAUGAAAACCGCUAGUACUAAUAAAAAUAAAAUAAGUAUUAGUUUUAAAAGAGAUAAAUCUUUUUGUAACCAUAAUAAAUAUAACUUUAGAAGUAUACCGACUCUCAAGCGAGAGGUAAAAUAUAUUAUCCAACAUAUUUUGUUAUUAAUGUGAGCAAGGAGCCGCAGAAUGAACUUGAUUUGUAUAAAAGAAAGGUUUUGUUUAAGUUUGUACUGUUGAUGCAAAGUGUUUUGGCUCUUGGUCACUAUUGUUUUGUUAAUAAUGUGAAGUUUGGCUGUAGCUUCAUCUUUUAAAUUCUGCAUUUAAUUACAAAAUGCACGAAUCGACAAAAAAGUGAGAUUGUCUUAGAAAAAGUACGAACUUUUAAAUAGCAACUAUAUUUCUGAUCGAUUAAACUAUAUUUAAUGAGCUGUGAUUGUAGUAAUGAGCACACUUUUCCAUGCGCCAGAAUACCCAAAGAUCCACUUAAACCAAACGCAAGUCCUUAACUGUAUAGCUGGAAAAGUGUUUUGUUGUUAUAGUCAAAUUGUCUAGUCGUAGUUAAUUUCUUUGUAACCACACGUAAGUUAUUUUCAGUUUUGUUAACUCUUUUUCACUGCCACGGUUACUUAAGCAACGUUACGUUACACUAUUCGUUCUCUGUUAUGUGUUAUAGCAAUAGAAGUAAAUAAGAACGAUUUGUUACGCGCAAUGUUUAGCAUGGAAUUCGCCAAUGUCCAUGUUAGACAAUCGUUCUGAGUAGCGUAGCAAUUUUACUAAUAAAACUUCGCUCAUACAUAUCAUUCUAGUGUAAUAUUUAGACUAAUAUUUUCCGAUAAACCCUCGGAUCGUUACUGAUGGUUUCAGAGUUGAAAAAUUACGAAAAUCUUCAUUUUGUUCGAAAAAACAGUUACGAAAUCCUGAUUAUAUUAAUCAGCCUUUGAGUUUUGGAGGAGGAUAUUUUUGCAUUUUAGCAAACAAAGUGAUGGAUCAUUAAGAAAGCAUAUAAUUGUUUUAAACUGCAGAAAUGUAACAAAAAAACUGACAUUUUUUUUCCUCCAUAGAUAGCAAAACAGCAAUUCUUCCGGAGAAUAAACUGUUUUUUUAGCUUCUCUUACAUUUUGUUAUAAUUAUUUUGAACACUCCUAUGGGAACAGUCCACUUUUGACAAAAAAUGCGUUAAUUAAAACAAUGCAUGCAUUUGCCAUUUGCCUUUCCAAACACAAAUUCGGUUUUUUAAUUUUCGCAAACCACAAAUUAUCAACCAAAUAAAAAUAUCCUUUUCCUUAACGUAUAUUUUGUCAAUUAGGAACUAGACGAGGACGAAGCAAACAUUUUGUGCACCCUUCCAAGCAUCUUGGAAUGAUUUACGUGAUUUUAAGAAAAAAGACAAAAUUCGUUUGUUUAGGUAUUGAUUUUCAGUGUUCCGCACAAAAUGUUUAAUAAAUUCUGCAUAUAAAAAGUACCUGCUGGCAGGAUGUGUUGUUUCCUACAAAAAGGCACUGAACAAGCCCUCCUUUGUAUAAAGCUGUUGUUUUGUUUGAGAGAUUUUAUUCUUAAAACUUAUUAACGAAAAUCACACGUUCUAUAUAGCUAUACAGAUAUUUCUUUAUGUACAUUUUUAAUGUUAAUAUACAUUUAUACAUAACAGUAUCGCUCUAAUAUUAUUAAUAGUGUAUUCUGGAAAAGUAGCGCGUACUUCUUCUCUUUGGCAGAAAGUACAAACCGUAGACUAAUUCGUUUUAGUUUUAGAUAGAGAAUUUUUGACCGAGUGGAGACUUUAACGUGAAUACAUUUGUUGGAGGGAAGACAAAUAUUUUUUUAUUCCCGAUACAUUUCAACGUUUUAAUGUAUGUAUCUUAUAUUUGCAAAGAAAAAAUAGCCAACAUGUUUUUUUCAAAUACAACCGAAUGGCUUCCGACGCUUCAUCGGAACAUAAAAAUUCAACUAUAAAAUUACGCUCAUACAUGAGUAUGAACUCAAACUACUCAAGAGCAGUAAAUAGGCAUCAAAAUGUGAUUAGCACGUCGGGAAUAAAAAAUACUUAUUUAUGUUCUCGCUGGUAAAUUCAUUCUAGUUAAAGUGUUCACCCAGUAUUAUGUAACUAUAAAUUAGAUUAUUAAUCAAAAGGCAAACUGGACCCAUAAUAUUCCCUGUACUUACAAAGAAAAAGCAUUAAUUAUUUUUUCUACAGCGAUAAAUAUAAAGCUUAGAACUCUAAAUCGGUUGCAAUAGUUCAAUUUGGCACAAAUUAAUGGAAACGAACUUGUUUCUCUAUCUUAAGCAAAUGCGGCACAAAGUUUAAGUAUCGACUAUAUAGACACUGUUCGAAUGAAAGGAUUUUUCAACUUGUUGCCGCAAAUUCCAAUAGAAGCAAUCAAAAACCGAAAACAAUCCAAUCUAGUAAUAAGCCAUGUUCAAAAAGCAAACAUGCACCAAAAUUGUAAAAAGUAAAUUGCACGAUGCUAAAAAAACCUAUGAAAAAUGGCUCUUUGCUGAUUCAAUAAUUGCUUGAAUGAGUACCGAUUCAUUUUUCCGAGCCAAUGGGAGUUCAGAUUUCAAACAUCAAACUAUAUCGAAUAAAUGUAAAUUUGUAUUUUACAUCGGUAGAUAAAGAAGUUUUAUUAAAUAUAUAUUCAAUUUUAAAUUUUAUAUCUAGUAGAGCACUAUGCUGUAACGAGUGUAUUUAAGAUAUACUGUAGUGAGAAGAAAUAUUUUAAGGAAAAAUUAUUGGUUUCCUUUUUAAAAGAAAGUAUCGAACUCAGCUUUAAUUCCUUACUUACCGAGUGAGUUUCAAGCCACCCCAUCUUACCUAAUCCAGAACAUUAUGUAAAAAAAGCUUACAGCAGUUAACACCGAGAUGAUAGUACUUAAUUAUAGGACUUUUGACUAAUGUAGAUUUCGGGUGCUGGUUGGUUUCCAAUGCACAACAAUCUCGGUCAAUUAUUGAAUAUAAAUGUUGUGCCAACAAACCAAGUCAGACGAUUACAAGAAAAAACUUAAGCUUUCAGCGGGUACUUGAUGCACUUGAAAUAACUUUUCACAAUAAUGAAUUAAGGAAAUUGGUAAGGAAAUCCAACCAAUCAGUACCCAAAUUAGGUUGUAGUUGCACAGUACCUAUUUAUAUCUAUUCUAUUUACCUGUUUAUUGACUAGGCGUUAAAACUUGUUAUAUAUACACACACUUUGAAAAAUUACCUGUACAUGUUAACUAUACAAAAAUCACAAAAGUAGUAUAUUUCAAUAGUUAGUAUACUUGCACUCUGGUGUUAAAUUGAGAAGAUUUUUUUAAGACCAAUUAGACUUUAGCUUUUUUUUAGAAAUUUCGAUUCCUUAGACAAAUCCUGAAGUUUCAUCAUUCCAUACUAAAUGAAAUUACAUGAGAAUAAUGCAUAUUUAAUUUAAUAGGAAUUGCAUUUAGUAUUAGUUCUCUGUUUCUGUGUAUUGUGUUUAUUAGAGUGCAAAUGUUAACUAUUGGCCCAUAUAAUAUUGUGACUAAUAAACACUUCUGAAUUA
This is a messenger RNA of Dendroctonus ponderosae (mountain pine beetle), 7913 nucleotides long. RefSeq names its product calmodulin-binding transcription activator 2. Gene Ontology annotation, molecular function: double-stranded DNA binding; protein binding; transcription coregulator activity. Gene Ontology annotation, cellular component: nucleus. Bases 104 to 4318 code for a protein of 1404 amino acids. Gene Ontology annotation, biological process: regulation of transcription by RNA polymerase II. Lineage: Eukaryota; Metazoa; Arthropoda; Insecta; Coleoptera; Curculionidae. The record is from RefSeq and is a predicted model, not a curated record. The transcript is spliced from 28 exons.